AUGAAGCCCUCCCAGAACGCCGUUUACAAGGCCUUGGUCCUGCGGGACGACGUCGCGAUGGAUGCGAUCGAGGAGGUCCUGGAUGGCCUCCAGAUCCGGCGUGAGAAGCAGCGAGAGCUGUUUCUCGCUUUUUGGUCGUGGCUGGAGGGUUUCGACCCCCUCCUCAAGGGUACGCGGCGUGGCAACAGAGCCCGCCUGGAGAAGAUCGCGUUUGCGUGGGUGCACAAAGCCCACAAUGGGCGGCGUUACUGGUGCGGCCGGAAGCGCAUAGUGUGGCUCCGCGACGAUGUCCGGAGCUGGAAGGAGCUGGAGGAGGGAGAGUGGGAGAACGAGGACGUGUUGUGGGAGUGGCCGGACGACGAAGACAACAUUGUCUGGCUGGUGCGCGACGUGCUGCUGGCGAUCCAGCGGUGCCUGGCUGCGGCCCAUAAGACAGGUCAAGCUCAGCCGAUGAAGCGGCGAGUCUUGUACAAGCUUGGGCAGAGAGUCCGCUUGUAUCACAAGAAGACGUAUAGGGCAUUCCGUCGAGAGGAGGCCGACUUCGCAGAUGAGUCCGAGGAGGACUCUGAGGACGAAACCCGCUUCGAUGAGCUCCGGCCCAUCACUCUCCCUCUGCGCUGUCUCGUAUCCAAACACAAUGUCCGGCGUCGAGUACCAGACCACGAGUCCUUCGACGACCGCUGGGGAGACGAGCAGCCCGUUCCUGAUGAUGUGGACUCCCUCGAGCCUCCCGCAAAGCGGACCAGGACUGACACCUACGAGCGCGCCGACAUUGAACACCCACCCCAAGAGACCUCUAGAGACAAUGGAGUCCGAGGAACAGGAAAUAGUGAGAGGGAUCAAGAAAAUAAAGAUAGGGACGAAUUCGCGGCCCGUCUAGCCAAAAGAGAUGCCGAACGAUCCAAAAAAGUUCUCGAGGACCGCUCCGCCGCCAAAGACAGCGUCACAGCGCAGAGGAGGGCACUAGCAGACGACAAAGACGCGCGCGAUGCUGCAAUGCCAGAUCUACGACUACGAUCACGACAAGAUUAUCUCAAGAAAAGAGAAGCCGAGCAACUUGCACUAUUCCGGCAGCAAGUAGACGAUGAACAACGAGAACUCCGAGACAAUCCGGACCUCACAGACAAAGAGCGAGCAGAAUUCGCAAGGAAUAGGGAACUGUUACGAAUAGCAGAGGAAAGACUCCAGAUCGACGAGCACCUAGACGGCUAUGCUCUACCAGACGACUACAUCACCGAGAAGGGAAAGCUUGAUCGUCAGAAGAAGAAUGAUGCGCUCUACAAGCGCUAUGUUGAUCGCGACAAGAGCGGUCGAGAGAAAUUCGUCACCGAGCACGAAGAAUGGGAAGCUGAACAGACCAAAAGAGCAGAGGCACAGGUCAAGAAGCCUGAUUUCGACGAAGGCGACUAUGGCUAUGUAUUCGAUGAGAGCCAACAACUGCAAUUCAUCGCAAGCGAGACCCUGGGAGGAGACCUGCGCAUGAGCAGAGAAGAGCGAGACCUCAAACAACGAAUCAGCGCUGCUGAAGCCAAGGCAAAAAGUGUCGAAGAAACCAGGAAAAGCCUCCCCAUCUACCAAUUCCGCGAUGAGAUCAUCCAGGCGGUGCACGAUCACCAAGUUUUGAUCAUCGUAGGAGAGACAGGGUCAGGAAAAACCACCCAAAUACCACAGUACCUGCAUGAAGCAGGCUUCACCAAAGACGGCAUGAAGAUCGGAUGUACCCAGCCACGGCGAGUUGCAGCUAUGAGUGUAGCCGCCAGAGUGGCAGAAGAAAUGGGCAAAAGACUAGGCAACGAGGUGGGAUAUGCCAUUCGAUUCGAAGACAACACGAGCGAGAAGACAGUGCUCAAGUACAUGACGGACGGUAUGCUGCUCCGAGAACUGCUCACAGACCCCGAGCUGUCAGAGUAUUCUGCUUUGAUGAUCGACGAGGCACACGAGCGGACCGUCAGUACCGACAUAGCCUGCGGCUUACUAAAGGAUAUUUCAAAAGCAAGACCAGAUCUCAAGCUGUUGAUCUCCUCAGCUACCAUGGACGCUCAGAAGUUUCAGAAAUACUUCGACGAUGCACCCAUUUUCAACAUUCCUGGUCGCCGCUACGCAGUCGAUGUGCAUUACACUGCGCAGCCAGAGGCCAACUACAUCUCCGCAGCCAUAACCACAGUAUUCCAAAUACACCUUUCGCAGCCAUCAGGAGACAUAUUAGUGUUUUUGACAGGCCAGGAAGAGAUCGAGGCCAUGGAGGCGAACCUUGCAGAAACAGCACGGAAACUCGGCUCAAAGGCGAAGGAGCUUGUCAUAUGUCCGAUCUAUGCCAACCUACCCACAGACCUGCAAGCGAAGAUUUUUGAGCCUACACCACCAAAUGCCCGCAAGGUUGUGCUCGCUACCAAUAUCGCUGAGACCUCUCUUACCAUCGAUGGCAUUGUGUACGUCAUCGACCCUGGCUUUGUCAAGGAGAACCAGUACAACCCACGCACAGGCAUGGAAUCUCUCGUCGUUGUUCCAUGCUCCCGAGCCUCAGCUGGUCAACGUGCUGGACGUGCUGGGCGUGUAGGUCCUGGCAAAUGCUUUCGCUUGUACACUAAACAAGCCUGGAAGAACGAGCUCGACUCAAAUACAACUCCCGAGAUUCAGCGAACCAACCUUACUGGCGUAAUACUACUGCUGAAGUCCCUCGGCAUCAAUGAUCUCCUCGACUUCGACUUCAUGGAUCCACCGUCCACGGAUACUAUAGUGCGCGCUGUAGAGCAGCUAUAUGCUCUUGGUGCUUUGAACAACGCAGGCGAGCUUACCAAAAUAGGCCGCCAGAUGGCCGAGUUCCCAACAGAUCCAAUGUUUGCACGCGCAAUACUAGCUGCAGAUAAGUACGGCUGUGUGGCUGAAGUCUUGAGCAUCAUCGCUAUGCUGGGCGAAGCCUCUGCCCUCUUCUUCCGUCCGAAAGACAAGCAAGUACAUGCCGACUCUGCACGCGCUCGCUUCACAAACAAAGACGGCGGCGACCACCUGAGCUUACUAAAUGUUUGGACCGAAUGGGUCGACACCGACUACUCAAUCAUCUGGGCAAAAGAGAACUUCCUCCAACAACGCUCCCUCACCCGCGCCCGCGACGUGCGCGACCAGCUCGCCCGCCUCUGCGACCGAGUCGAAGUCGACGCCUCAAAAUCCUCUGGCGGCGUUCAAGAGAUUGUGCCCAUCCAGAAAGCCAUCACAGCAGGAUUCUUCCCAAAUUCAGCACGUCUGCAGCGAGACGGACAGACUUACCGCCAGGUGAAGAAUGGACAGACAGUUUACAUCCACCCUAGCAGUGUGUUGAUGGAGGUCAAUCCGAAGUGGGUGAUCUACUACGAACUGGUGUUGACGAGUAAGGAAUUCAUGCGAAGCGUUAUGCCGCUGAAGCCUGAGUGGUUGAUGGAGGUCGCGCCGCAUUAUUACAGUAAGAAGAGCUUGGAGAGCUUGGGUGUGGACAGGAAGGUACCGAGGGGCGAGGGUAAGAGUACUGCUGCUGCUGCUGCUACGUCAACAGAGACAUGGAAGAACGGAGCGGCCCCGCGGCCGAAGAUGUGA
Molecule: messenger RNA, 3567 nt
Organism: Cyphellophora attinorum
Lineage: Eukaryota; Fungi; Ascomycota; Eurotiomycetes; Chaetothyriales; Cyphellophoraceae
Product: Pre-mRNA-splicing factor ATP-dependent RNA helicase-like protein cdc28
Exons: 3
Coding region: 1-3567 (1188 amino acids)
Cellular component (GO): intracellular anatomical structure; catalytic step 2 spliceosome
Molecular function (GO): ATP binding; RNA binding
Source: RefSeq, a predicted model, not a curated record